AUGCAUUCUGUCCUCCCUUCCCUUGCGACAUUGUUAAUAUUAAACUGUCCAGAACUAGAGUCCUUUCCAGAAGGUGGUUUGCCCUCCCAAUUACAAGAUCUUACGAUCCUUGAUUGCAACAAACUCAUUGCAAACCACAUGCAAUGGGAUCUGCAAUCACUUCAUUCUCUGUCACUUUUAGCAAUUGCUGGUUAUAAAGAUGCGGUAUCUUUUCCUGAAGAGACACUGCUGCCCUCGACUCUUACGACUCUUAAAAUCCGGAAUUUUGAAAAUCUGAAAUCUCUGGAAUACAAGGGUUUUCACCACCUCACCUCUCUUAGAAAAUUUUAUAUAUGGGAUUGCCCUAAUCUCCAGUCCAUGCCAGAAGAGGGGCUGCCCUCCUCCCUUACUUAUCUUGCCAUCGGUGGGUGCCCUUUGUUGGAAAAAAAGUGUGAAAAGGAGACGGGGGAAUAUUGGCCCAAGAUUUCUCACAUUCCAUCCAUAGAGAUUGAUUACAAGAAUAUCAACUGA
Dovyalis caffra is the source of this 510-nucleotide messenger RNA. Lineage: Eukaryota; Viridiplantae; Streptophyta; Magnoliopsida; Malpighiales; Salicaceae. The record is from the annotation of a GenBank genome assembly.